Molecule: messenger RNA, 961 nt
Organism: Choloepus didactylus (southern two-toed sloth)
Lineage: Eukaryota; Metazoa; Chordata; Mammalia; Pilosa; Megalonychidae
Gene: MRPL48
Product: mitochondrial ribosomal protein L48
Exons: 8
Coding region: 106-744 (212 amino acids)
Cellular component (GO): mitochondrial ribosome
Source: RefSeq, a predicted model, not a curated record
GGCUGUUCCGUCACUGUUUUCAGCCGCCAGUGUUUCCGACGACCAAGGAUCGCGGCACUGAGGCCGAUCUUUGGCUUGCACAAUUAUAGGCUGCAGCUGCAGAGGAUGAGCGGUGCCUUGGGAAAGGUGCUGUGCCUGAAGAAUGAUACCAUUUUCAAACAAGCCUUUUCCCUCUUAAGAUUCAAAACUUCGGGAGAGAAUCCCAUCUGUUCUUCAGGUGGUAUUCUACUGAGUAUCAGUCGGCACUAUAAGACAAAGCCCACCCAUGGCAUUGGAAGAUACAAGUACCUAAUUACAGCACAAGAGCCCAAGAAGAAGAGGGGAAAAGUGGAAGUGAGACCCAUUAAUUUGGGGACAGAUUAUGAAUAUGGGGUUUUAAACGUUCACCUGACAGCAUAUGACAUGGCCCUCGCAGAGAGUUAUGCUCAAUAUGUUCACAACCUCUGCAACGAUCUCUCCAUUAAAGUCGAGGAAAGUUAUGCGAUGCCCACCAAAACCAUGGAGGUGUUGCAGCUGCAGGACCAAGGCAGAAAAAUGUUCCUGGACUCAGUCCUGACAACUCAUGAGCGAGUAGUUCAGAUCAGCGGUUUGAGUGCAACUUUUGCAGAGAUUUUCUUGGAGAUAAUCCAAAGCAAUCUUCCUGAAGGAGUCAGAUUGUCAGUGAAGGAGCACUCUGAAGAAGACUUCAAGGGAAGGUUCAAAGCUCGGCCAGAACUGGAAGAAUUGUUGGCUAAGCUGAACUAGCUCACUGCAGACCCUUUCAUGCCAGCUCUGGUGAUAUUGAUGCUAAGAAGGGCUUCCUGAGUCAGGAAACCCUGACUCUUAGCUAUCAUAGAUACCCAUCUCCACAGCCAGGACUGCCUCCUCUCCUCUGUGGUGUGGCUGUACUUACAGUUUGUCAACCACUUUCCUUUGAGCUAAUGCUAGGUGUCCUCAAUCUAAUAAAAAUCUGCUAAUGAUG